CGUACUCAACAUCGUACGUGCGCGUAUCCGAGAAACUGUGACCAAGAUGGCGUCUGUCGCCGGAUCAAAUGUCGUAGUUCCCCGCAAUUUCCGGCUUCUGGAGGAACUGGAAGAAGGUCAGAAAGGAGUUGGAGAUGGCACAGUUAGUUGGGGCCUUUCCAACGAUGACGACAUGACCCUCACUCACUGGAACGCCACCAUUAUUGGCCCCCCCAAGACUGCCUAUGAUGGCAGAAUAUACGGUCUAAAAAUCGAAUGUGGACCCAGAUACCCGGAUCAUCCUCCUCACGUACGCUUUGUGAACAAGAUCAACAUGGUUGGAGUACAUACAUCGAAUGGUGUUGUGGACAUAAAGGCUCUGACCUCCCUGUGCAGAUGGAAAAACAGUUACACCAUGCGUACAGUGCUCCUGGAGCUCAAAGAACAUAUGACAAUGAAAGAGAACUUCAAGCUUUCCCAGCCACCUGAGGGCCAAACGUACAACUGAUGCAUCUGCCCCUACUCCUCCCUGUCAUGUACAUGCACAGAGGCAUAUACACACACAAAUAAAUACAUACGUACGUACGCACAGGCACACGCAUACACCACAGCCCACGUCGUCAACACGGGCUUUCCCACUUUGGCUACACAACUGUCCUUCUGUCCAAUAUCCUAGACUACCAGCGCCCUCAUUUAAAACACCCCAUUGGAAGCGGGAGUAAUAGACAGGUGACUUCAUCACCCAGUGCCCAGUUAACCAUUUCGGUCUACAGAAGACGACCUGACUUUACGAUCCCCCCAAAAUACUGUGCAUUUUGUUUCUUUUGGGUUUUUUGUGUGUGUGUUAUCUCUGUGUCAUCAUCAAGAUUGUUAAAUAACCGUGUGCAUUCUUCAUGAUUGACACUGUUCUCUGGUUCCUCCGGUUAGGGAUUUAUAUCACUGUGCUGUUAAGUAAAACCCUGAGUGUUAAACGAGGUUCCGUUUUAAGACCAUUCCAAUUUCUUUUUAAACAAAAAAAAAAAAAAAAAAAAAACCCCACACUUUUUCCUCUUUGUCUGAACUAAAGUCCCAUGUAACAAAAACAAUACUUCACUGAGUCUGACAGGCUAUUUUAGUCUUCAAUUCGAUCCCCACUUCUUGCAAUCCCAAAGAUGUAAAUGAAUUGGGGCUUCUUUUAAGAAGCGCAUGUCUGGCUCACGGGAGUAGCGGAACUUCAGCAACUUGCGCAUCAACAAACGCACUGUAGGCUCAUCACUCGUGUGUGUCAUAUGGUUCAUAGCGCUUUGUGAUGGUGAUUAAUUCUGUGGGACGGGAGAGGGUUGGGUGGGGAGACCUCUGCAUCGAUCAGAGUUUGUGUUUGGCACUUUUCUGGAUCGCCAAUUUACAGUGGCUUGUGCUCACUUCUCUUUCUCUCGCUUUUUUUUUUUUUUUUUCUUCAUCUUUCUGGGGUUCUUUUAGUUUCUGGGCUGUUCUGUUUCACCUUUGUGUACACCCUGGAGGUAGUCAUCUUACAUGUAGUGAGUGCCCACUGAGCAAUGUAUGGCUUUGGAUGUUUAUUUUAUAACAGGAGAAAUCGAUCAGGGUGAUGGGGACCUGUUGCAUGGUUUUGUUUGAAUUAAAUGUUGUUACUUUUG
Molecule: messenger RNA, 1613 nt
Organism: Phycodurus eques (leafy seadragon)
Lineage: Eukaryota; Metazoa; Chordata; Actinopteri; Syngnathiformes; Syngnathidae
Gene: ube2v1
Product: ubiquitin-conjugating enzyme E2 variant 1
Exons: 4
Coding region: 47-487 (146 amino acids)
Biological process (GO): protein K63-linked ubiquitination; DNA damage tolerance
Cellular component (GO): nucleus
Source: RefSeq, a predicted model, not a curated record